Clunio marinus is the source of this 219-nucleotide messenger RNA. NCBI's taxonomy places the organism in Eukaryota, Metazoa, Arthropoda, Insecta, Diptera, Chironomidae. The record is from the annotation of a GenBank genome assembly.
AUGAGCUUUUGUUGUAUAAGAAUUCUACACGCUGCCAGCAUCCAAAUUGGGGAUCUGAAUCACAUCGUCGAUGAAACCGAAAUGUUAAACUUUAUUCGCCACCAACAAAUUGCUUCGAAAUUAAAACGAAAAAGAUUAAAAACUGCUUCUCCAUUCACAGUUGGAUGGAAAGAAAAACAAAAAUCGCAGCUUAAGAAACACGAUGUAGCCGAGAUUUAA